Messenger RNA from Andrographis paniculata, 609 nucleotides. RefSeq lists its product as uncharacterized. Bases 1 to 609 code for a protein of 202 amino acids. Lineage: Eukaryota; Viridiplantae; Streptophyta; Magnoliopsida; Lamiales; Acanthaceae. The transcript is spliced from 2 exons. The record is from RefSeq and is a predicted model, not a curated record.
AUGGCGACCGAUAACUUUGUGCAGCCGGCAAUUCCUCGAUUCGAUGGUCAUUACGAUCAUUGGAGCAUGCUGAUGGAGAAUUUUUUAAGAUCGAAGGAGUAUUGGCAAGUUGUCGAAAGCGGGAUCGUAGGACCGGCAACGACAGUUCCUUUGAUAGAUGCUGAGAAGACAGAACUAACUGCAUUGAAGAAUGACACUUCAAAGGACAUUUGGGACUCCAUGAAGAAGAAAUAUCAAGGAAAUUUGAGGGCGAAGCGAGCGCAACUUCAAGCUCUCUGUGGUGAAUUCGAGACUUUACCCAUGAAGUUUGGUGAGAGAGUUUCAGAUUACUUUUCAAGAACGAUGGCAAUCGCAGAGAAGAUGUGGAUUCAUGGAGACACACUUGAGGAUGUUGCAAUUGUUGAGAAGAUCUUUCGAUCCAUGCUGGCCAAAUACAAUUAUUUUGUAUGUUCCAUUGAAGAAUCGAAAGACCUUGAUUCCCUCUCUAUUGAUGAAUUGCAAGGUUCAUUGUUGAUCCAUGAGCGGAAGCUGAAUUUGCAAGACAAUGAGGAGCACGCUUUGAAGGCUUCAUCCAACAAUCAUUCUUUCAUUUCAAGAGGAGGGAGAUGA